AUGAAAGCAGGCAAAUCCGAUGUUAAAAAAUUAGGUGAUCGUCCGAGUGCUGGCGAUGUUGGUGUGCCUCCAGCUGACUCUGAUGAGGAGUAUGAUAAAUAUGAUAUUUUUGGUUAUGUAAAUAAUACACAACCAUCCAAAAAGAAAAAAAAAAAAUCGUCUGUGGUACAGCAACAUCCUUUUCACCAUCAAAUUCAACAAUUUCAAGCGGGCGGCGACCUGCUGAAAUUUGUUGAACCACAACCACCAAAAACGUUAGAUGAAACAACAUAUAUUUAUGUUGAUACAAUUGACAAGCUGAACAAUAUGAUGGAUCAUCUUAAAGAACAACAAGAGUUAGCUGUCGAUUGUGAAAGACACAGUUAUCGUUCAUAUCAAGUCUUCACUUGUCUCUUACAAAUAUCAACGCGGUCGAACGAUUAUCUUGUAGAUACGUUGGUGUUAAGAGAAGAAUUACACGUAUUAAAUACUGUAUUUGCCAAUCCAAAAACAUUAAAAGUAUUCCAUGCUGGUACAUCAGAUAUUGAAUGGCUAUACAAUGAUUUUGGUAUAUAUAUUAUAAAUAUGUUUGACACAUUCCAUGCG
Molecule: messenger RNA, 585 nt
Organism: Didymodactylos carnosus
Lineage: Eukaryota; Metazoa; Rotifera; Eurotatoria; Philodinida; Philodinidae
Source: the annotation of a GenBank genome assembly